AUGGCCACUCUUGACCACAUGAAGCGCGCGUUGAGGCAACAGGCCAAAUCCGACGAUGCACUCGCCAGCCAACCUCUGUCCGACGAGCAGUACAGCGCAGGCUUCAAAUUCUUCGUACAAUGUUCAACCGCAUACGAGGACUUCAUCCUGCCUCAACUCAUUCAGCUCCUCGCCCUAAUCCUCAAAUCACGCCUCCGUGUCUCCGUGCUGGAAAUCGGACCGGGCCCGGAGAGUGUGCUUGGACGCCUGCCUUUGAAAAUAAGGCAGAACAUCACGAGGUACUCUGCGCUUGAGUCAAACAGUAUUUUUGCUUCGCAUCUGGAAGAGUGGCUAAAGUCGGCGUACGAGUACGGGCUACCGCGGCCCUGCUUAGAGAUGGACCAGCCAGGAAACGGCACGGCAAUCCUCUUCCACAGAGAUGGACCACUUCUCUUGCAGGGCCUAGUACUUUACCAAGUUGCAACUUUCCCCACAGGAAUCGUUCGAGUAGAGAACAGUGACGACUCCCUGGACCGCCUCAUCCCAUUCAUUGCAGGCUACGUGCCACAAACCACAGCUACUCAACUCCAAUGGCGCAACAUCUGCCGCUCCCUGGGCCGACAAGUCGAGGCACAUCUCAUCUUCGCCGCGCCGGAGGUCAUGAUGGCUUUCACGCGCCAUUCAACAGCACUGCCUGAGAUAGCGUCGAGGGUGCCGGUCGCGGACGGGAAGAUGCAGGUUAAGAACUAG
This is a messenger RNA of Colletotrichum chrysophilum, 729 nucleotides long. RefSeq lists its product as uncharacterized. Lineage: Eukaryota; Fungi; Ascomycota; Sordariomycetes; Glomerellales; Glomerellaceae. The coding region runs from base 1 to 729 and encodes 242 amino acids. The record is from RefSeq and is a predicted model, not a curated record. The transcript is spliced from 2 exons.